Cladophialophora yegresii CBS 114405 is the source of this 942-nucleotide messenger RNA. RefSeq names its product urease accessory protein. The transcript has a single exon. Gene Ontology annotation, molecular function: nickel cation binding. The coding region runs from base 1 to 942 and encodes 313 amino acids. The record is from RefSeq and is a predicted model, not a curated record. NCBI's taxonomy places the organism in Eukaryota, Fungi, Ascomycota, Eurotiomycetes, Chaetothyriales, Herpotrichiellaceae.
AUGAAUGGUCAUGAUGAGGCACCCGCCCUGUACGCACGAGUGCUGGAGCUCGAGGCAGAACUACAGUCAACUAGAGCUCAACUGAACUCUGUGAAGGGAUCCGGCUCGAAGGUGGUGACCGAACUCCAUAGCAAGGGAAGUGUAGAGGCUGUCCCUAUACCCAUUUCCCUAUCGCUCGACUCGUCAAUCCACAACCUGAUGCUUCUCUCCGACUCGGCCCUGCCACUAGGCUCGUUUGCCUACUCCAGCGGCCUGGAAUCCUUCCUGGCUCACCACAAAGCAUCAGGAACGAGGGAGACCAACCUUGCCCUCUUCCACAAGUUCCUGAAGCUCUCCAUCCAGUCGAUGGCAUACACCAAUAUCCCCUACGCUCUUGCAGCGUUCCGCGACCCUAUGGCGCUGUCAGGUCUCGACAACGACCUCGACGCAUCCACGCCCUGCAACGUGGCAAGGCGGGCCAGUAUUGCUCAAGGUCGUGCUCUUCUCAGCGUGUGGGAGAGAGCCUUCUUCGCGACAGCCAGACAGGGCCAUAAGGACCACGUCAUAUAUGAGGUUGCCGCCACUGCCUUGAACGUCUUCUCCAGGGACCUGAAAAUCUUAUCUAUCACCACCGCCCCAUUGGAAAUCCCAUCCAUCAACGGACAUUUUGCCCCGCUCUGGGGCACCGUCUGCCGAGCCUUACGUCUCUCUCUCGAAGAUGCGGCAUAUGUUUUUCUUCUCAACCACGCCAAAGCAGUUGUGUCGGCGGCCGUUAGGGCGAGUGUCAUGGGUCCCUACAUGGCGCAGACCGUACUUGCGAGCAGAGAUUUGCAGGAGCUAAUCAGGGAAUGCUUGCGGAAGGUGUGGUGGUUGAGCACGGAGGAGACGGGACAGGUCGUUCCUAUGCUGGAUCUUUGGAUUGGGCGGCAUGAGUUGCUUUACAGUAGGAUUUUUAACUCGUGA